Messenger RNA from Magnolia sinica, 639 nucleotides. RefSeq lists its product as uncharacterized. Gene Ontology annotation, molecular function: catalytic activity. The transcript has a single exon. The record is from RefSeq and is a predicted model, not a curated record. Lineage: Eukaryota; Viridiplantae; Streptophyta; Magnoliopsida; Magnoliales; Magnoliaceae. The coding region runs from base 1 to 639 and encodes 212 amino acids.
AUGAGUAACAUCCUUUCCUGGAAUGUGCGGGGGGUGGGUAAUGCUCAAACUACCCAUUUUCUGAAAAGGCUAACCAAGAAACACAAUAUUGUAAUUCUUUUGUUCCAGGAGCCAAUGAUUAGAGACUCCCGUCGCACUAGGGUGGCUUCAAGGUUGGACUUCUCCAACCACAUCGCUGAUGAGACUGGGGGCAGCAGGAUUUGGAUUUUGGGUAAGGAUAAUGUCCAAAUGCAGAUAAUCAGGGCCAACAAUCAAAGUAUCACUAUUACAAUCAAUUCGCCGAUUUUUCCCCUCCCCAUCACCAUUACAACUGUCUAUGCUAGUUGUAGUAGGGAUCACAGAAAACAUCUUUGGGAUGAGCUAAGAGCAAUCUUUAAAAUGACUACGGGCCCUUGGCUAAUUAGCGGUGACUUCAACACCACAAUUAGCCCAAAUGAUCGUAUUGGUGGCACUCCUCAGAUGACAGGAGCAAUGACAGACUUCCAGGAUGCUAUCAAUGACACAGGGCUGCUCGAUGCUGGGUACCAUGGUCCUCCAUUUACUUGGUGUAACAAUAGAGCCAGUAGGAGCCGAAGAUGGGCUAGGUUGGACCGUAUGCUCGUAAAUGCAGAUUGGUUGGCGACUCUCCCUAACUUCUAA